AUGUCGGAUAAAGCAAUACAACUCUCGGGUCUGCAAACUGAUGAGCCCUCAAGCACACCAAAUGCAAACCCCCAACCGACCAAUGAUGACGGUCUAUCUGGAUGCGACGAGCAGUACUCGAUCUGGACGAGGUCGCAAAAGCGGCGUAUCGUGUUGCUUGUGGCAUUUGCCUCUUGCCUCUCUCCACUCAGCAGCUUCAUCUAUUAUCCUGCUCUUACGGCGAUCGCGAAGGAUAUGCAUACCACUCUAUCCAAGGUCAAUUUGACCAUAACUUCCUACAUGAUUGUCUCCGGCGUUGCACCUACGCUGUUUGGCUGCAUGGCGGACCAGGUGGGAAGACGGCCUGUCUAUCUACUCACGUUUACACUCUAUGUCGUCGCCAAUAUCGGACUUGCUUUGCAGGAUAGCUAUCCUGCUCUACUGCUGCUGCGGAUGCUCCAGAGUGCGGGCGGUUCUGCCACAAUCGGUCUUGGAUAUGGCGUUGUUGGCGAUAUUACCGAGUCUUCUGAGCGUGGAUCAUACAUGGGCAUCCUCGGGUGUGGCCCAAACGUCGCACCCAGCCUUGGACCAGUGCUCGGUGGCGUCCUUGCUGAGAGAGCAGGGUGGCGCUGGAUUUUCUGGUUCUUAGCAGUUUCAGGCGCUCUCAGCUUGGUGCUUAUUGCCAUUCUGCUGCCAGAAACUGCGCGCAACAUUAGCGGCAACGGUUCCCGCCUUGUCCCUGUUUUGAACAAAAGCCUUCUGCUUCUUUGGCGUGAAAGCAGGCGAAAGGAGGUCAACAUGACACCUGUAGGAUAUGGCACCGCUGCGCCGGAAGCUGUUUCCCACAUCGCAAGUCUGAGGAUACCAAAUCCUCUGGGAAGCGUGCAUAUAUUUCUGCAGAAAGAAAGCGUACCCAUCAUCCUCAUUAAUGGAGUCUUCUACAGCGCAUACUGCUGCCUGCAAGCAUCCCUGUCGUCUCUAUUCAUUGCAACAUACGGUUAUAAGGAGCUUGAGGCCGGCUUGAUCUAUCUGCCAUUUGGCGUUGGUUGCUUCCUUGCAUCGUUGUUGUCGAGAAAUAUUCUCACGCAAGACUAUCGACGGCUUGCUGUUCGCCAUGGUCUUCCAACCUCCAGCGCCGAAACGUCUGAGUCCCAGAGACUUUCGUUUCCCAUCUUCCAUGCCCGUCUACGAAGCAUGGCUUACGUUCUUCCUCUUUCCAUUCUGACUCUCCUCGCAUAUGGCUGGGCUCUCCAGUACCACUUGCACCCUUCUAUUCCCCUAAUUCUGCAAUUCUUUACAGGCGGCGCCAUGACCAUCGUGUUCAACGCAUGCGGGACGCUCCUCGUCGACCUCCACCCAACGCGUCCAUCGACCGCUCAGGCAGCCCUGAACCUGCUCCGCUGUGCAUUUGCCGCGGCUGAACUUGCUGCGUUGCAGCCGCUCAUCGACGCUGUCGGUCCGGGCUGGUGCUACACCGUGAUCGCAUUAGUUACUGGAGGUGUCGCCGGCGUAUGUGUUGUCGUUGGUAGGGUGUGGGGCGAGAUCUGGAGACGACAAAGACAGCGCACGGCCACGGAAGCAGCUUGA
Fonsecaea multimorphosa CBS 102226 is the source of this 1566-nucleotide messenger RNA. RefSeq lists its product as uncharacterized. Gene Ontology annotation, biological process: transmembrane transport. Bases 1 to 1566 code for a protein of 521 amino acids. Gene Ontology annotation, molecular function: transmembrane transporter activity. The transcript is spliced from 3 exons. The record is from RefSeq and is a predicted model, not a curated record. NCBI's taxonomy places the organism in Eukaryota, Fungi, Ascomycota, Eurotiomycetes, Chaetothyriales, Herpotrichiellaceae.